This is a messenger RNA of Brassica rapa (field mustard), 585 nucleotides long. RefSeq lists its product as uncharacterized. Lineage: Eukaryota; Viridiplantae; Streptophyta; Magnoliopsida; Brassicales; Brassicaceae. The record is from RefSeq and is a predicted model, not a curated record.
AUGACACCUAGUUCUUAUCCGCAUGAGGUUUUAACUGAUGAAGACAAUGCUCCAUCACCAAGCAACGAUGAAGAACAACCAGAAAAUAUAUCUCAGUCUAGGCAAAUGGCAGGAGAGUGCCCUGAAAACACUAUUCCAAUCAAAAGAAUAACAAAAGAAGAUCUUCUCAGAGUAGAUAAUAUCAAAAAUUACGGGAAAAAAUCAAAUAUCUCUCGGCCUUAUCAGUUAUAUAACCCGAUUGAUAUCAUCUCAGAUAAUAAUGACCACGAGUAUGCUAUCGCAUAUGUUAAUGGUGGUCCUUACCGCGGAACGAAAGCACAGAUAACCGUAUGGAAACCGCGGAUAGAAGCAGGAGAAUCCAGUUUAUCACAGAUAUGGAUCAUUGGAGGCAAAUUUGGUCCUGGUUUGAAUACUAUAGAAGCUGGUUUGCAUGUCAACCCGGAUCUAUAUGGUGAUUCCAAUCCUCACUUUUUUAUUUACUGGACUAGAUGCGAUUUCGCACUUGCUUAUCAAUUCUUGAGAGUAACAGAGGAGCUGACCACUCGGCCAUUUCUCUCCUGCCACACCGAGUAUACUGCUGUUUGA